AUGAUUCACUCUGCUUUCAAAUGUGCAAGAGCAGCUGCAGCUGCGACGAUUCGUGGCCGCGCGAUCCCCGUCAGAAGCAGUCUCGUAAGAUACACGACGCCGUUGAGAUGGAUUCACGGUGAAAUCAGCGUUCCAAACGCGAACCAUGUCGCUAUUCAGAUGGUUAAUUACGCUCUUUCUCACGCUAGGUCUCAAAGAUCAGAUGAAUCUUAUGCUCAAGGGAUGUUAGUGCUUGAGCAAUGCCUUGGGAAUCAAGCUAACGAUGAUCAGGUUUCUCAGGACUCUAAAGCUAUAGUCUUGCUUGCUAUGUCUGAUCUUUUAUACGAAAGUGGGAAUAGUAGUGAGGCCAUUGAACGCCUCAAGCAAGUCAUGAGUCUGACACUCUCUUCCUUGGCUAUUAGAGUUGUUGCUGUGGAAGCUCUUGUUGGUCUGCUCAUUCAGUCAGGACAGGAUGAUGCUUCAUUGAAUGUUGCUGAUGAAUUUCUGGAACUGGUUAGAGAGAGUGGCCAUGAGAAUCUUCAGGAUGUGGCUGUGACAGCUAAAACGAUCAAAGGCCUCGCUGAGCUUGUGAAAGGAAGUAUUGAGUCGGCCGAGUCUUUGUUUCGAGGACUUGAGAACCAUGCGAUCUGCAAAGGUAACAUUGCACUUUCUUAUGGUGAAUUCUUGCACGCCACUGGAAGCUUUGAAAUGGCAAAGGAGAUGUAUCAGAAGGCAAUUCAAGGAGUGUCUGACACCAAAGAAUCCAUGAGUUCGUGUAAUAUGAAUCUGAAAGCAGUUUCAUUGGCAGCCACAUUUGCACUUGGGCAGCUCGAGUCACACAUUGGAAGUUUUGGUGAUGCGGAGGAAACACUGACAAGUGCGUUGACAAGCGCUGAGGAACAUUACGGACACAAUCAUCCCAAGGUUGGCGUGAUUUUAACUGGAGUGGCUCUGAUGUACCGGAACAAAGCAAAGCAAGAACGCUCGAGUUCUAUUAUGAUUCAAGAGGGACUCUUCAGAAGAGCAUUGGAGCUAAUGAAAGCGCCUCCUCUGGAUUCAGAAGGGAUAAUAAACAUGGAAACUCAGGAAGUGAUGGCUCUAGCAAGAGGAGGGUAUGCAGAGCUACUACUGAUUCAAGAGAACAGAAAAAGCGAAGGAGAGAAGAUGAAAGCAUGGGCUGAAUCUGCAUGGAGAAACAAACGUAUCUCUCUUUCAGAGGCAUUGACUCUCUCCGAGCCAUUAGGUAAAGUAGCCAUCAUAGAUGCUCGCACCACUCGUGUUCUCUAA
This is a messenger RNA of Eruca vesicaria subsp. sativa (arugula), 1266 nucleotides long. NCBI's taxonomy places the organism in Eukaryota, Viridiplantae, Streptophyta, Magnoliopsida, Brassicales, Brassicaceae. The record is from the annotation of a GenBank genome assembly.